Messenger RNA from Oppia nitens, 4587 nucleotides. RefSeq names its product inositol hexakisphosphate and diphosphoinositol-pentakisphosphate kinase 2-like. Gene Ontology annotation, molecular function: diphosphoinositol pentakisphosphate kinase activity; inositol hexakisphosphate kinase activity; 5-diphosphoinositol pentakisphosphate 1-kinase activity. The annotation marks the transcript as partial. The transcript has 13 exons. Gene Ontology annotation, biological process: inositol metabolic process; inositol phosphate biosynthetic process. Lineage: Eukaryota; Metazoa; Arthropoda; Arachnida; Sarcoptiformes; Oppiidae. The record is from RefSeq and is a predicted model, not a curated record. Gene Ontology annotation, cellular component: cytosol.
UUAGCAAUGAAAUCGCCGGUUAAUGUAAUGUAGAUAUCAUUAGAGAGGCUGUGCUAUAGAAAUGAGUUGUUGUUGACUGACAUAAAGCACAGACUCGUCAAUGAAGAUGACAUCAAAAUUGAAUGCAAUGUAAAUGUUUUGCAUCACAUGUUGUGUUUAUGACUGUAAUAUAAGACCAGAAUUUCCAAAACAAUCAAUUUUUUGUUUUCAUUUUCACUGCAACAUCACUGAUGAGAUGACAAUUGAAGUUAAUGUCAAACAAAUGUUGAUAUUAUGAUAUACUUGUAAAUUGAUUGUCAUUGAAAUUACUAUAUACUGUAAUAACUAUCAGCUGUCUUAACAUUGAUUUACAGUAUGUGUACAAAAUAUAUUGCAUUCAAUACACUGUUAUAGCAAUUAUCACUACAAUAAUUGAAUAUAGAAUUCAUAUAAUAAUUAUUACAUAAAAAGCAAAUACGAGUUAUUUUUAUAACAAUUGAUUGCAUUAACUGUUUUCAUAUAUAAAGUGAUUAACUGUAAGACAACAAAAAGUUAAUGAAUUCUGAUUUUGAAGAAUCACUCGAGUCAUGUCCUGAUGAGACACCGACACAGACUAUCGACCGACUGUCCAAUCCAUCGGACACUGAAUUAUCAGAAGAACUGUUAGAUGACGAUCCAGUGGUACAAUCAAUCCCUCAUCACCACCAUCUUCAUCAUCAUCAUCAUCAUCACCAUCACAUGCAUCUACACGAUCAUCACUAUGUAGACCAUCAUUCAGACCAUCGUUUGGCUCACUUCUACAUCGAUGACGAGGAACUGACGCGUCAAAAGUUGGCACAAAAUUUUGAUGAUUUCGAUGAUUCAGACAGUUAUGAGUGUGAAUCCAAACAAGUGAUUGUCGGCAUCUGUGCGAUGGAAAAGAAGACAGAGUCGAGACCAAUGAAAGAAAUAUUGACACGACUUAAUGAGUUUGAGUACAUUAAGACUGUUGUCUUUACAGAAAAUACUAUUCUAACGGAACCGGUAGACAAAUGGCCACUUUGUGAUUGUUUAAUAUCAUUUCACUCAAAAGGCUUUCCAUUGAGUAAAGCCAUAGAAUAUGUAUCACUUCGCGAACCAUUUAUUGUAAACGAUCUUCACAUGCAAUAUGAUCUUCAGGACAGACGUAAAGUGUAUCGCAUUUUAGAAGAGGCAGGCAUUGAAUUACCCCGUUAUGUAGUUCUCGAUAGAGACUCUCCUAUUCCUGAAGAACGAGAACUUGUUGAACACGAAGAUCACAUUGAAAUCAAUGGCGUUGUCUUUAAUAAACCAUUUGUUGAGAAACCAAUUUCUGCUGAAGAUCACAAUAUUUACAUAUAUUAUCAAUCAUCUGCUGGUGGAGGCAGUCAAAGAUUAUUUCGUAAGAUUGGCUGCAGAAGUAGUGUAUAUUCACCUGAAAGUCACAUUAGGAAAACCGGUUCUUAUAUUUAUGAAGAAUUUAUGCCCACUGAUGGUACUGAUGUUAAAGUGUAUACAGUUGGACCAGAUUAUGCUCACGCAGAGGCUCGUAAGUCACCGGCACUGGACGGCAAAGUUGAAAGGGAUAAAGAGGGCAAAGAAAUUAGAUAUCCAGUAAUCUUAAGCAACGCCGAAAAAUUGAACGCUCGUAAGGUUUGUCUUGCGUUCAAUCAAAUGGUUUGUGGCUUUGAUUUGCUUCGGGCUAAUGGAAAGUCUUAUGUUUGCGAUGUCAAUGGAUUUAGUUUUGUAAAAAAUUCAAUGAAAUAUUAUGACGAUUCCGCUAAAAUUCUAGGAAAUAUGAUACUAAGGAAUCUGGCGCCACAAUUGCAUAUACCCUGGCACAUACCUUUCCAGUUGGAUGAUCCACCUAUAGUUCCCACAACUGUCGGCAAAAUGAUGGAACUUAGGUGUGCUAUUGCUGUCAUCAGACACGGAGACAGAACACCCAAACAAAAGAUGAAAAUGGAAGUAAAACACCAGAAGUUUUUCGAGAUAUUUGAAAAAUAUGGCGGAUAUAAGGAUAGCAAAUAUCACGUCAAACUUAAGAAACCAAAACAACUCCAAGAAAUAUUAGACAUCGCAAGAUAUUUGCUUUUAGAAAUUGAUCAAAAUUCUGAUCCAGAAAUUGAAGAAAAUAAGUCAAAACUGGAACAAUUGAAAUCUGUUCUUGAAAUGUACGGACAUUUUUCUGGAAUCAAUAGAAAAGUUCAGCUCAAAUAUCAGCCUAAAGGAAGACCCCGACAAUCGAGUAGUGAAGAAGACAACCCAAGAGAUCCGUCAUUGUUAUGUAUAGUCAAAUGGGGCGGUGAGUUGACAGCUGGUGGACGUAUUCAGGCCGAGGAGUUGGGCCGAGUGUUUCGUUGUAUGUAUCCGGGAGGACAAGGUGAAUACGCGGGAACUCAGGGUUUGGGUUUACUUCGCUUACAUAGCACUUUCAGACACGACUUGAAGAUCUAUGCAUCUGAUGAGGGUCGGGUCCAAAUGACAGCCGCAGCUUUUGCUAAGGGCUUAUUAGCUCUCGAGGGUGAAUUGACACCAAUAUUGGUUCAAAUGGUUAAGAGUGCUAAUACUAAUGGUUUACUCGACAAUGAUUGCGAAUCAAGUAAAUUACAAAAUGCUGUCAAACGAAGACUUCAUGAUAUGAUGCAAAUGGACAGAGAUUUCACUAAAGAAGACAUUGAAACUCUUAAUCAACUUAACGCCCGUUCCCUACAAUAUGCACUCAAUUAUGUCAAAAAUCCUGUCAAAGCUUGUGAUAAAAUACACAAUUAUAUACAAGAAUUAAAUAUUUUGAUUAAAACUCGACGCGAAGAUUCUCGCGAUGAUUAUCAUCUAUAUUAUGGCGAAACAUGGGAUCUAAUGCAAAGACGAUGGUCUAAAUUAGAGAAAGAUUUUAAAUUGAAAAAUGGAUCGUACGAUAUAAGCAAAAUACCAGACAUUUAUGAUUGUAUUAAAUAUGAUUUACAGCACAACCAACACGUCCUUCAAUUUCCAAAUGCUGAAGAGUUUUAUACUUAUGCUAAAGCUUUAGCAGAUAUUGUGAUACCACAGGAGUACGGGAUUACUCAAAAUGAAAAGUUAACAAUUGGUUUAGGGAUUUGUUCGCCUCUUCUAAAGAAGAUUAGAUCCGAUUUGUUGACCAAUACUUUUGCUAAUGAAGACGACGAAACUGAAAGUGUUAAUCGUCUUAAUCCUCAUUACUCUCACGGCGUUUCAUCUCCCGGUAGACACGUGCGGACGCGUCUAUAUUUUACGAGUGAAAGUCAUAUUCAUUCUCUAUUAAAUGUUUUACGUUUAGGCGGUCUCUUUGAUGAAGCAAAAGAUGAACAGUGGAGACGAGCUAUGGAUUACGUGAGUUUGGUGUCAGAACUUAAUUAUAUGACACAAAUAGUUAUUAUGUUAUAUGAAGACCAAACCAAAGAUCCCACUUCUGACGAUAGAUUUCAUAUUGAGUUACAUUUUAGUCCUGGAGUUGUUUGUUGUUUACAAAAAAAUCACAUUAAAGGACCCGGUUUUAGACCACAAUCUAAAAGUAGUGGAAAUACUGUUAAGAAAUUAAUUACUUCUAACAGUUGUGAUAAAAAUCUUUGCCAUACAAGUUAUAAGCCUUGUAUUAAAGAGGAGGAAUCCGAUGACUUAUUAACAUAUUUAACAAUUGAAGAAUCAAUUAAUCCUUGUUUAUGUAAAAUUCAUAAAAGUUUUUGUGUUUCCACUCCUCCCGAAUCGCCAACUAUUCUUGAAGAACCUGAAUUAGAAGAGAAGACUAAAUCAUUGACACCACACGAUAAUCAACAAAAAUCUGAACCAAUUCCCAUAACUAUCACAUCAAACAACUCAAACGGUCAGUUAGACUCAACACCUACUGAGUCGAAAGCUCGCAGUUUUUCGCUAUCAUCUUCAUCACAGAGACCUCGUAGUCUUGAAAGUGAUAUCAAAGAGAAACAAAAGAAACAGAUCGACAAAGAAAGUACUCAUACUCUUAGUUGGAAUGACGUGUCCGGUGACUGUGAUUUUCCGGGUUGUCAGAUCAUCAAUAAGCAUCACCGGCACUCAAUCCCUGGUCAACUGAGCUCAUACUUCCGUCUCUGUAAUUUAGCUGAUUUGUCACAUUUCGGGUCGACCAGCAGUCUGUUUAGUACAGCUGUGAUCAGUGGUUCCUCGAGUGCACCUAAUCUUCAGGAAACUUUCCUUCAUACAAGUGCUGAAGGUUGUUCUAGUAUUCCAACGAUACGACCGCUGGAGACCUUACACAACGCAUUAUCGCUCAGACACUUGGAUUCCUUCUUCGAGAAGCUGACGUCAUCACCACUGUAUCGAUUGCCGCUAUCAUCUCCGAUGCGGAUACCUAUAAAUUCAAGCGCUCCGGGAAUGCCAUCACAUAGCAUGAAGAGCGGUCUUCCCAUAUCAUCGCCUACCAGUUCGUGUCAGAGUUUUGGUUGGAGUGGUCCGCCGUCUUUUGUGUCAAGUAGUGGUCCUUCUUCUCCCAAUUCAUCACAAUUGGAUCUAUUGGCCCGAUUUGCUAAAAGCGGUGACUCUGAGACUACAGUACUGGACAACUGUUGGAGUGGUCCGCCGUCUCCUCUCGACUCCAAAUAUUACAUAAACAAUAGC